This is a messenger RNA of Guillardia theta CCMP2712, 603 nucleotides long. RefSeq lists its product as hypothetical. Lineage: Eukaryota; Cryptophyceae; Pyrenomonadales; Geminigeraceae. Bases 1 to 603 code for a protein of 200 amino acids. The record is from RefSeq and is a predicted model, not a curated record. The transcript has a single exon.
AUGACACAAGAAGUCAAAGCGAAAACCUCUCUUUUCAGUGGGGCAGCUAACGUUCAGAUCUCCCUUCAACAAGGCCUCCUGGGGCCCCGUCCCGUCUCCUCGCACGCGCAACCCUGUCUCAUGCACACCCUCUACGUAAAGUCUCGUCCCAGGCGCUCCUCCAGCCGACAUAUCGUGCAGCUCUCCCUCCCCCUCCUCUCCCGCCUCUUCCACCUCAAGCAGCCCCUGGCCGCCGACUGCCUCGGCAUCUCCCUCACCUCCCUCAAGAGCGCCUGCCGCAAGCUUGGUCUUCGCCGGUGGCCGUACGAGCGCGCUCAGCAGCGGGAGAGCGAGGAGGGGUCGGGUCGUGGCUCGCUCGCAGACAGCAGCAGGCUCGCUCAUGCGACAGGAGGCGGGCCUACGGAUCAGGAGGAGCAGCUCAACCCGGUGUUGUCUUCUGGCGACCCCUCGCCCUGGCGUUGUGUAGGGCUGGAGGGGCUGGAAGGGAGGGAGAAGGGAUGUGAGGAGGCGAGAGAGGGUCUGUUUGAGGAGCUUUUCGGAAGCUUGCCGCUGGAGGUGGAGGAGGAGCAGCAGAGGAAGGGCUGUGAGCUUGAGAUCUUUUAA